This is a messenger RNA of Frieseomelitta varia, 1460 nucleotides long. RefSeq names its product (Lyso)-N-acylphosphatidylethanolamine lipase (gene puml). NCBI's taxonomy places the organism in Eukaryota, Metazoa, Arthropoda, Insecta, Hymenoptera, Apidae. Gene Ontology annotation, cellular component: lipid droplet. Bases 175 to 1353 code for a protein of 392 amino acids. The transcript is spliced from 7 exons. The record is from RefSeq and is a predicted model, not a curated record.
UAUGUACAUCAGCUGAUUCUCCCACUCUCUCAUUUUUCAACAAACAGUGUACUCGAAUCACACCGACUAGACUCUAGUCACUAGAUAAUAGAAUUGGCUACGUCGUACUGUUUUUUCCAGCAUUGUCAACAAAGAAGUCAUCGUGCACGAGCAACGACAACAUCGUGAAAGCUAAUGGCAAAUCAUGAAAUUGUCAGAUCGAAAAGCUGGUUUUGGGAAUGGUUUAACUGGUCUGGCUCAUCUUCAACUAUGUUACGUGCUGCGGAGAAGAAAAUUCUUUCUUGUUUGAGAACUGCAUAUCGAGGAUGGUAUGUAGACAUAGGACCAGUUGUAGGAACAUCAGAUAAAAUAUGGACCAUUUCCUUAAAUGAAGAAUCACCAAAGACACCAAUUGUUUUGUUGCAUGGUUUAGGAGCUGGUGUAGCAUUAUGGUGUUUAAAUCUUGAUGCAUUGGCUUCUCAUAGGCCAGUGUAUGCAAUUGAUAUAUUAGGUUUUGGAAGAAGUAGUCGUCCUGCUUUUAGUAAUGAAGCACAAGAAGCUGAAAGUCAAUUGGUUCGUUCUAUUGAGGAAUGGAGAAGGGAAAUGCAAUUGGAAAAAUUUGUGUUGUUGGGCCAUUCAAUGGGUGGUUUUCUUGCAGCUUCAUAUAGUAUGCAAUAUCCUGAAAGAAUUAAACAUCUGAUUCUUGCUGAUCCUUGGGGAUUUCCUGAAAGACCUGUAGAACGAAUUUCCAGAGCUCCCAUGUGGGUAAAAGUUAUAGCAUAUAUAAUGGAACCAUUAAAUCCAUUAUGGCCAGUUAGAGUAGCUGGUCCAUUUGGACAGUGGUUAAUUGAAAAAACGAGGCCAGAUAUAGUAAAAAAAUUUUCACCUGUAUUAAAAGAUGAUACUGCUGUAAUUUCGCAGUAUUUGCAUCAGUGUAAUGCUCAAACACCAUCCGGUGAAAGUGCGUUUCAUGCAAUGAUGCAACAUUUUGGUUGGGCCAAAAAUCCUAUUGUCAGAAGAAUGGAUAAAUUAAGUCCAGAAAUUCCUAUAACUCUUUUGUAUGGUAGUCGAUCUUGGGUCGACAACUCCUCUUGGGAAACACUUAAGCAAGCUAGAUCAUCGUCAUACAUCAAUGUUCAGGCAAUCACAGGAGCAGGACAUCAUGUUUAUGCCGAUAAAAGUGAAAUUUUUAAUAAAUAUGUAUUAGAAGCAUGUAAUCUAAGUGAUUCGAGACAUUUAACAGUAUCAGAUAUUCGUUCAAACAUUAAGACCAUAAAUGAGCAACAAAUUUCACUUAUCUUAGCAAACGAGGAAGUUGAUUCUAAGGCCGUGCAAGAACAGGAAUUAAAUACGUCGCAAACACGAUCUAGUUAAAAUUUUAUUAUUAUAUCGUAUUUCUUUGAUUUUAAAAUACAGUUGGCCAAACUGUAUGACUUAUGUGAUUUAGAUUAGGUGUACAUGUACUGCGAUAUACCAAACAA